ACAAGGAGCCCAUACAACACACAGGAUAACGCCCACCGUGUUGCCAGAUUGUUUAAUCGCACUGCUAUAGAAACGUGGCUUUGUGAGUUGAAGAGUUAUAGUGGGCAUUUAUAAUGAGUUGUGGGCGUUUUGACCCGUUAUUCUGUUGGACACAGUCAACCUGAUCUGGCAAACCUGACGCCCACUAACUAAAGGAACACAGCAUUGUGCUUGUGGUCGCGCGCCCGUUACAUUAGUGCGGGUGAGUGCUUUACCGUUUUCAGUCGUUGCGUUGUUUUGAAGUAAAAAAGGGGACCAAACAGACUUCCUUUCUCCAAAGCGCACUUGUUAGUCGUUGUGAAGGAGGCGAUAGCAUGAAAUAUUAAAAGACGCAAAUUUUGAAAGUGAAACUAAGUUAAAGUUUAACGAGAACUCCAGGGUUUGCUGUCGGCAAAAUGGAGACCAUGUCAGCUGACGACCUGUUCAGUACCGAGUAUCGGCUUCUGGAGAUUUAUCAUAAAAAAAGAACGUCAAGAUUAAGCCCAAAACCCAUACGCACACUCGUCCUAAACAAAUAUCUACAACUAUCUACAGGAAUACGGACUGCUGCAGUUGCAAACACUGAUGCAUUCGUUCAAGUGGCUGAUCAACUGACUCAUAUUGUAGACAGUGUAUCUCCUGCUCAGGAUCAAGUAGUAACAGAGAGUGACAUCAUCCAGCGACUUGUAGAGUUAAUGAAAGAAUAUGGGGACAAAGUAAAUGAAAAGAUUGAGAAGGACCAGGAACUUUUAAGAUAUCUCCAAGGUUUUUUCUCCUACAACCUGUUUGAGGAACUGGCCUCAGCCUUCAUUAGCAGUGUGGUGCCCUCAGGCAAACAGAUGAAAGAGGACAAUGAUCAGAAAAUAAAGAUUGCUUGGACCUUUGAGAUGACCAGCAGGCUGAGUGCCUUGGACCUGCAGCCUAUGAACAGAGUAAUGGGAUUCGGGGCCCAAUAUGUGCACCAGCAUUUUGCACCAUGGAUUCAGCAACAUGGUGGCUGGGAGAAUGCUUUUAAAAUUGAUGAAGGUGAUGAGGUGCAGUGAUGAGUCACUGGCUGCUUUUCCAGAGACGUGUCAUGUUGUCCACAACUGCCUCCUCAAUAAACAACUUUGCGAUGCUCAAAUGAAAGAUCCUUGGGUUUUUUUUUUUCUGAUAACCUUUGAAUUUCACAGACGUUUAACAAUGGUUUGCUAUAUGAUAUGAUAUAAUAAUGAAUUCUUUCAUUCAUAUAUAUAUAUAUAUAUAUAUAUAUAUAUAUAUAUAUAUAUAUGAAAGAAUUACU
Messenger RNA from Ictalurus furcatus (blue catfish), 1300 nucleotides. Its product is annotated as apoptosis facilitator Bcl-2-like protein 14. Gene Ontology annotation, biological process: regulation of apoptotic process. NCBI's taxonomy places the organism in Eukaryota, Metazoa, Chordata, Actinopteri, Siluriformes, Ictaluridae. The coding region runs from base 435 to 1061 and encodes 208 amino acids. The record is from RefSeq and is a predicted model, not a curated record. The transcript is spliced from 6 exons.